UGUUGUUCAAUUAAUUCGGACCCGAUUUGCGGUAACAGCAUCAAUCCAUGUAAUUACUGUUCGAACUGAUCAGUGAUAAAUUCACGAUGAGAGAGUCAACAGUGUGCUAUUCUGUGCUAUUCACUUUAUUGGCCGUAUCAAGUUCAACCCACGCGAGUCCCCCAACAUUUAAAUAUGUAACGUCCUACGUGCCGAACGGAAAGUACAUACAAAUCUCGGAGAUCCAGAAAAACACCGUCAACGUUUUGCAGCCAUUAAUUUUUAUAAUAAACGAGAACGACAACCCGAAUGCAUCGCAGGAUUUAGUAGCCCAAUACUUGGACAGACAGAUCAACAACGUAUUCGUGGUCGAUUGGAACCAGGCGGAUGCCACGUCGACGCGUACCGCCUGUUCGGACGUGGGUGACUUCAUCACGACGGUCUUCAACAAAACCGGCGAGCAGUACCUGAACGUCCACCUGGUGGGUGUACUGACGGGUGCGGGAGUGGCGGCCGGUGCAGCCCAACGUGUCCGCGAGUCGUCGCUGAAAAUUAACAGGAUCACCGCCCUCGACCCCACCUAUUAUUCGAUUAAUUGGGACGCGGCGCUUCUGCGAGGGGGAAAUGCUAAUUUAGUCGAUGUCGUUCGCACCAAGUUCGAUAAGGAAAACGAGACGCUAGGCGACGUCGACUUUUAUGUUUAUGACGAGGAGUGCAUCAAGGAUGAGACCAAAUGUGAUAAAUCAACGGCUACAAAACUUUUCGCCCAAUCGAUCAAUUCCGAUAAAAUAAAGGCGAUAAAAUGCGAUUCGCUAAUUGAUUUUCAAUCAGGAACCUGUUCGAAAAGCGGAAAAAUCACAUUUGGUGAGAACGUGCCCCGAGACAUCAAAGGAAAGUACUUCUUGAAGAAGCUGAACAAAUUUUAAAUAAUAAAUCAAACAGCCUUUGAAAUAUGUGCGUUUGAUUAUGUAUUAUUGUUUUUAGAAGCU
Molecule: messenger RNA, 968 nt
Organism: Aethina tumida (small hive beetle)
Lineage: Eukaryota; Metazoa; Arthropoda; Insecta; Coleoptera; Nitidulidae
Exons: 3
Coding region: 87-905 (272 amino acids)
Molecular function (GO): lipase activity
Source: RefSeq, a predicted model, not a curated record